Zea mays is the source of this 1843-nucleotide messenger RNA. RefSeq lists its product as uncharacterized. The record is from RefSeq and is a predicted model, not a curated record. NCBI's taxonomy places the organism in Eukaryota, Viridiplantae, Streptophyta, Magnoliopsida, Poales, Poaceae. Bases 205 to 1479 code for a protein of 424 amino acids. The transcript has 3 exons.
GAUUUAUAUGGUACAAGUACCGGCAGUCCGGCACGACACAAAUCAUCCCCGCCCCCGGAUCCUCCGCCGCCUUCGCCCCCACGUUACAAACAACAAAUUCUCCGACCAAAUCCCCUCUCCUACUACUACCCACUUCCAACUCCUUCAGAGACCCUAAUUACCAGCUACAGCCAGCAUCCGAUCCAGCGCCCGCCUCUGCUCCCCAUGGACUCCGACCAGGAGUCCGUCGACGACUGGGUCGUCCUCGCCUCGUCCUCCGACGACGAUGAGCGAGUCAUCGCGCUCUCGUCCGGCUCCUGCUCCGACUCCGAGCCCGAUCACGCCGCCGGAUCCCCCAACCUCCUCCCCGCCUCCAUUGACCCCGACGACGCCGAGGGCUUGUAUGCGCUGUCGGACGCCGAGGACACCGACGCGUCCCUGCAGCCUUCCCCGCUGCUGCCCAACCCGCUCUCGGGACUCUUGCACCACACGCUGGCCGGGGACGUCGCCUACUCCGCCUUCGACCCGGUGCCUCCCGCCGCCAAGCAGCUGGUCCCGGACACCACCUUCGCCGCCUUCUUUCCCGAGCCCGUCGCCGCGCUCGCCUCCACCCGCGGCCUCGUCUGCCUCCGCGGCGCCUGCUCCGCCGCCUACUACGUCGCCAACCCGGCCACCUUCGCCAGCGAGCGCCUCCCGGCCCCCGCCCGCGACCACCGCGCCCACGGCGACCCCGCCGUCGUCAUCGCCUUCGACCUCGACCUCGACCCCGACCCCUGCGACGCCGACCCCGAGCGCGCCGAGUCUGAGGGCGAGGGGUUCUACCGCCACUACCACGUCGUCGUCGCGUUCCCCGUCGGGGAAGGCAUCUACGCUUUCGAGUCCUUCUCGUCCAGGGCCUGGGCGUGGGCAACCGGAAGCGGGGUCGCCGACGCUGAGGCCGUCCUGCCAGGCUCCGGGGUCGGCGCGCUCGGCUGCGCGUUCUGGCGCACCACCAUGGGCCUGUUCCUCUGCUACGACCCCGUCUCGCGCCGCGCGGACCUCGUCCCCGCGCCCGCCGAGGUCAUGCAGUGGCCCUACUGGGAGCUUGGCGAGAUGGACGGCACGCUCUGCGUCACUUGCAUGGGCGCCCGCGUCGACGCCGUCGUCGUCAUCCGCCUCGACAUCGUGAGCGGCGCCAUCAACUGGACUCUGGCGGGGUAUUUCGAGGGCGGCUGCCUCAGGGGACGCAAGGACGUCACGCUGCUCCGCUCGCAGGGUAAGGCGGAGGUCGUCAUGUGGGACCCCAGCUCCGAGACGGUGGUGGCCAUGGACAUCGAGGGCCGCACUACACGCGUCAUCAGGUUCAUCCCUGGCAGCGGCUACUAUGCCGAUUUCAUCCCCUACGUCAGCUCGUUGGCCGCCGUCUCUCGCUCCGGCAGAAGGGAGGCUCAUGCUGAGCGUUCGACUUCUGCUACAAAUAAUGACUUCAUGGCUACGGCUGUUGAUGCUGAGGCAUACUAACUACACUGGUGGUACAAAGCUGGAAUAGUUUGUUUGCUACAAAUGAAUAAUCAAGCUUCCAGGGUUUGUACAGCCUAAGGGGAAGCAAGAAGCAGCUUUUGUUUUUUGCCCUGGUAUCUAGUAGCCUCCAUGAGCAAUUCUUUUGCCCCGUGGCUGCUUGUACAAAUGGUAGGUUUCAGACUGGUGUGUCGAAACAGUCAGUCCAGUACUUUCUAGUUUCAGAGAGUAGCUUAGCUUAACACGGUGCAAAACUUAAACGUCCUUUUGUGCGACUGACUUUUGGUUUUUGGAAGAGCAUCUGAUCUCUGUCUGGGAUAUUCUGACCAUGAACUAUUGCAAUGGCUUUCAUAUAUUUUUUCUUUCA